UCCGGGGCAUUUUGGAGGGUAUUGGCUGAACAUCCGGUUCGCCUGUCAAAUAGCAGUGAGCGAGCCGCACACCCCUACAAUAAUGUGGCACAUUGAAAGACAGGCAGUCAGACAGGUACAUGUUCUUGCUCACGAUAAAACGGGAGUUGUUUGAUUGCUCUGCUCGAAUAGGAAUUUAAACCAAACCUAUCAACUGAUUUAAAGAGACGUUUUGACGUUUGUCAUUGCUUAGCAUUCAUUUCUGAAAGAAAAUGGCGGAUGUAGAGACUGGUGGUGCUGCGCCGGAGAAGAGCCUGGAUGAUUUCUUUGCCAAGAGGGAUAAAAAAAAGAAGAAAGAAAAGGGAGGCAAGGGAAAGGAAGCCCCAUCUGGGCCCACACCAAUUGUAUUGAAAAAGAACAAGAAGGAAAAGGAGAAGUCCGGCACGAAAAAUGAAAAUCAAGAUGCGCAGCCGGAGAAGGAGGACGAGGAGUGGAAGGAGUUUGAGGCAAAGGAGGUGGACUACAGUGGACUCAGACUGCAGGCUCUACAGAUAAGUGAUGAGAAGGAGGAAGAGGAGUAUGAGGAGGAGGUUGGUGAGGAUGGAGAGAUCAUCCUGGUCAGUGGAGACAAAAUGUCUGGACCCUGGAACAAAUCUGGUGCCCCGCCCCCAGCCGCUGCCCCUGUUGAGGUGGAAGAGGUGCCUGAGUCCAAGCCUUCUGGGGUGUACCGCCCCCCAGGGGCCCGACUGACUACCACAAAGCGUGGCCCCAACCAGGGGCCCCCUGAGAUCUUCAGCGACACACAGUUCCCCUCACUCAUGGCCGGCUCCAAACAUGUGGAGACACGCAGGGACAGAGAGAUGGAGAAGACCUUUGAGGUUGUGAAGCACAAAAACCGUGGCCGAGAGGAGGGAGGCAGUGGCGCUUCCCUGCAGCAGUUGGAGCUUGGUAACCAGUACGCCAUCCUGGGGGACAAGUAGUGGCCUGCACAGCCAGCGUGGUCUUACCCAGCUGCCAGAGGGAGCUGAGCUACAGCAGUGUACCUAACUACAGCACAGUCCUGACAACAAACACUGGUGUUGCUGCCACCAUCACACUGGACCUUCUCUCCUUCUCACGUACCACAGUACAAUACA
This is a messenger RNA of Oncorhynchus tshawytscha (Chinook salmon), 1115 nucleotides long. RefSeq names its product protein CDV3 homolog. NCBI's taxonomy places the organism in Eukaryota, Metazoa, Chordata, Actinopteri, Salmoniformes, Salmonidae. Gene Ontology annotation, cellular component: cytoplasm. The transcript has 5 exons. The record is from RefSeq and is a predicted model, not a curated record. The coding region runs from base 252 to 959 and encodes 235 amino acids.